AACACCCAUAAACAACCUUCCCUUCCUUCUCUUCCAGUGCGUCCCAAUAUUUCUCCAUCGUUUUCGCUUUUCUUUCUUACCCAAACACAUCCUAAAAAUUCUAGACAAUAAAUAAAUAAAAUAAAUAAAAAUCAUAGAGGAAAACAGACCAUCUCUAGUACCUGUAAUGGAGAAGCCCCCUCCUGAGAAAUCCGGUAGUUUCUCCGGACACAAUGUCGAGUCCCAUCCACCGGAGUCAGAGGCUGAAGGAGAACUUGAGGAUAGGGAAAAUGCGAAGGAGUCUUCCUCCAUUUCCGAUUCAGCCCUACCUCAAGUUUCUCAGGACAUUGAUGGGUUUCUCUCCCAUCUGUCUCUUCAUGACGACAAAUCUAACCCUCCGGACGUGCCGGAUUCGGUUGAGGUGUUUUGUAAGCUGGUGGAGGCAAUGAUCGGAAACUACGAUUCCGGUGAUAGUUCUGCGAGGUUUGGUCAAGUUCCAGAGGAAGAUACAGCGUUUGUAGAGUCGGUGGGGCGAAUUUCUAAGCUGAUGAAUGCUCUGCGUGGUUUCCCGGUGGAGUCGCCCGCUGCAGCAAUGUACGGACGUUCCGGGAGUGUUCUGCAACGAGCAAUGUCGUUCCUGGAGGAUGAGCUCCGGACACUUCUAGAAGAUUCUAGAAGCCAUAUUUCCGAUUCUAAGAGUUUGAAGACGAAGCAUCCGUCGUUCAACUCCAAAGAAGAUCACGAUCGGUGUCCGCUGCCUGAAUCUGAGUCCACCGGCGAUGAUGAGUAUCCGGCGUACCCGCCGGAGGUCGUCGCCAGCAUGAAGAAAAUUGCGAUGGCCAUGAUCUCCGCAGGGUACGAGACAGAGUGUUGCCAGGUUUUCAGCAUUCUCAGGCGUAACGCGUUCAAGGAGGCAAUCAACAAGCUGGGGUUUGACAGUAUCAGCAUCGACGAUGUGCAGAAGAUGCACUGGGAAACUCUGGAAGGAGAGAUUGCGAAAUGGAUCAAAGUCGUGAAGCACUGCUCCCUCAUCCUCUUCCCCGGCGAACGGCGAUUCGCUGAAUCGGUCUUCGAGGACUAUCCAGAGAUAUUCAGCAGCCAAUUCAGCAACCUAGCACGUGCUACCGUGAUACAUUUCCUCAAUUUCGCAGAAGCGGUGGCAAUGACGAAGCGAUCGGCAGAGAAGCUGUUCAAAUUCCUGGACAUGUACGAGUCCUUGCGAGAUCUGGUUCCGGCCAUCAGCAGCCCGACCUCCGACGACAACGGACACGAACUCAAAUCGGAGACAAUGACGGCCGGAAGCCGCCUCGGGGAAGCCGCAGUGAGCAUUUUCUGCGAUCUGGAGAACUCAAUCAAAAGCGACGUCAGCAAAACUCCUGUCCCAAGCGGUGCAGUUCACCCCCUGACUCGCUACACCAUGAACUACCUGAAAUACGCCUGCGAGUACAAAGACACCUUGGAAGAAGUCUUCCAACAGCACCAGAAAAUCGAGCGCACCGACGAAGCAGGUUCCGACGUCGAUGAGCGGUCCAGCCAAAACAACUCCCGACUGCCGGUGAAGCAAACGCCAUUCGCAACACAGCUAAUCGCAGUGAUGGACCUCCUGGACUCGAAUCUCGACACCAAAUCCAAGCUCUACAAAGACAUGUCACUGCGCUACAUUUUCCUGAUGAACAAUGGCAGGUACAUUCUCCAAAAGAUCAAAGGCUCAUCAGAGAUCCACGAGGUGAUGGGAGACACCUGGUGCCGGAGGCGAUCUUCGGAUCUGAGGCAGUACCACAAGAACUACCAGAGAGAGACGUGGAGCAAAGUGUUGCAGUGCUUGAGAGACGAAGGCCUACAAGUGAACGGAAAAGUGAACAAGCCAGUGCUGAAGGAGAGGUUCAAGACCUUCAACACCUUGUUUGAUGAGAUCCACAAGACUCAAAGCACUUGGGUGGUGAGCGACGAGCAGCUUCAGUCGGAGCUUCGAGUGUCCAUCUCUGCAGUGAUGAUUCCAGCUUACCGAUCAUUCCUAGCGCGGUUCAGCCAGUACUUGGACUCCGGGCGGCAGACAGAGAAAUACGUAAAGUAUCAACCAGACGAUAUCGAGACCUCCAUUGAUGAAUUGUUUGAUGGAAACCCUACAUCGAUGACAAGGAAGAGAACAUGAUGGAUCAUGCUUAUUAACAUCAGUAACAUUGAAGGACAAGAUGGAUUAUACACAGAGAGCAGGAGAUUAUACAUGUUGCGAGGCGGUGGUGGUGGUGGUGGUGGGGUUUCUGCGUUUCAUUUCAUAUUUAUCGUGCUGCUUUUCGUUUCGAAUUUAAUGCGAUGGCUCCUCUCCGAUGAAGGAUAUAUAGGAGGGCUUUACUAUUGAGAGCACCCAUUGUCCGUACAAGGUACUGUCAUAUAGCAAAUUUUGGAAUUCCGCACAUUAAUUAUUUAGAAAUAAUGUUUUUUUAUAACAAAUUAAAUAAGCAUCAAAAGGGGAAAACAAUUGAUUUUCUUCCAAAAAAAAAAAAUUGUAAAAAAGAAGUGAAGUAAAGAAAUAUGAUGGGGCAUGUCUUGGAAUCAUUUAUUCAGGACUCUGCGUUGUGUCAUUAACUUGUAAUUGGAGAGGAACCAGAUGUGAGAAGAUGUAUGUAAACUCUGAAGUCUAAACUCUAUUUGAUUUUGAUAAUUUUGUUGAUAUUACAGGAAACUUUGAAA
This is a messenger RNA of Vitis vinifera (wine grape), 2670 nucleotides long. RefSeq names its product exocyst complex component EXO70C1. Gene Ontology annotation, molecular function: phosphatidylinositol-4,5-bisphosphate binding. The coding region runs from base 167 to 2131 and encodes 654 amino acids. Gene Ontology annotation, biological process: exocytosis. The record is from RefSeq and is a predicted model, not a curated record. Gene Ontology annotation, cellular component: exocyst. The transcript has a single exon. Lineage: Eukaryota; Viridiplantae; Streptophyta; Magnoliopsida; Vitales; Vitaceae.